AUGGCGGCUGAGGAAAAAAAAAUAAAAAUAUUAGUGGAGAGAGGGGGGCUAAAGGAAAUAUACUUCAUAACACCAGAGGAUGAUGUCAAGGAGGUUUUGAAGAUUGGAGAAGAUGAUGUUUUGUUAAUAUUUGACAGUGACUUCCAACAAUAUUGUAUUUACAAUACAGCCACUCAAAUAAAGCAUCUAGAUAAAUUUAAAAUUAAGCAAAGAAAUGAUAUGCCAUCUACAAGUGCUGCAAGUACUAGACCAGCUGGAAAGAGAAGUCUAGAAGAAAUACUUUUGAAUGUGAAAGGACAAUCUUCUAAACAAAAACACACUAGCCUAAAAAGAAAUGGAUGUUGUAGAAUAACAUUUGGGUGGAUGCACCGAAUUCAUGAAAACACUUCGCACAUUGGCGUAAGAUAUGCCAAAGGAGGGGGAACAAGGUGCCUAUCUGUUCAACAAAAUGCAACCUACGAUGAGUUGACAGAAAUUGCAAAAGCUGCAUUUCUACCAGAGGGGAAGUCCCCAUUUUGUAGGAUAGAAGACAUCAUCAUCGACGGCAUUGGAACCUUUCAGCAACUUCAGUCGAAAGAGGGAUUUUCCUUGCAGGAAAUUAUAAACCUGCACGGUAACCCGUCGCGCACCAGAAUAUAUUUGUUUUCAACAAAAAAGAUUGUGACAACAACUAGUGAAUCACCUCAGUUAUCAUCUGACCAUGAUGAAACAGACAGUCUUGAGUCAGCAAGUUCACUUCCAGAUGUCCAUCUGGAUAGCCCUCAAUGUGUUACAGAGAGUAUUGACUCACUUCCAGAUGUCCAUGGUAGCCCUCCACGUGUUAAUGGUUUAGAAUUUUCAACGGAAACUAUGGAAUGGGAAGUGCCUGCAAAUUCAGGAACACCAACAGUCACAUUUAAACUAAAUAUGAAGUCCUGCCACAUAUGUUGUGAUCGAGACAUUAAUAGCUUUCUGCUGCCAUGUGGACACACUAUGUGUCUACCAUGUGCCACCCACCUCCAGAUCAAUCAAGAGGAUUGUCCCUUUUGCAAAGAAAUUAUUCAAAGUGUUAAACCAUUAUACCAAUAAACUUUGAUCCUCUGACUAUAUUGGACAGGUAAUACCUACUGAAUUCAUAUUAUCCAUUUUUUUUUGGCCAGCAUUUAUUUACGUGUUUACAAUCAAACAUCUUCUGUUCAACAAACAAAGUGUUCAUAAUGGCAAUCUGGUAAUUUUGUAUCCGCAUAUUUUUUUUUUUUUUUUUUUUUUUUAGUCGUGUUUGAUAUUUUUGGGUAGCUCAUCAUUGUUAAAAAAAUAUUUUCAUUACUAUUAAGUCUCAAACUGAACCAUGUAAAAUAAUAUUGGUAGAUUUUUAAAUUAUCUAGAAGCACAAAAUGUCUGAAUUCAUAGAACUAUGGAAUUCAGUGAUCAGUGCAGUCAUCAUGGAAUUAAGUGAUCAGUAUUCAAAUGCAGUAUCUUGCUUAUGAAAUCAUACUGUGUUGUUGUUAGAUGUGUUUAAAAGCUGUAGCCAAGAUUAUACUCAAAAUGUUAAUGUUUUUUUCAUAACCCCACAGACUGUAAUAUGUUUAUUCAACCAAAUUUGAUUUUGUUGUACAUGAAUUGAUGAGUAAAAUAAUAAAAGGACAGGCUUGCCAUAUCAUAAACAUUCAUGUACAGUAAUUUUGCAGCGUGCUUACAGUUAAUGUGUAUUUAGUUUGGCCUGGUCAUUAAUUCAGCUUCUCCCUGGUUAAAUGAACCAAUUGUUUUUACUAAAAAAAAAAGGGGGGGGGGGAAGACAAAAAAAAAAAAUUAACAUUUCUUAAAUUUUUUUUAUAGUUUGUUUAAAAAAAAAACCAGUUGAAUAAACACAUCUGUACAGGCUUACUGAAAUUACAGUAUAUUUUAAGAAUUUGUUCAUUGAUGAUAAUUAUGGCAUGAAAAUAAUGUAUGUAAUUAUGUAUUAAUGAUAAUUAACAUACUGAUGUAACUAGACAAUUUUUUUGAUGUAAAAUCAAUGACUUUGUCAAAGAAAAAAAAAUUAUGUGUAUUAAGUAGGCAUAGUCGUUAAAUCAGUUUCUCCCUGGUUAAAUGAACCAAUGUUUGUUGUUGUAUGUUUUGAGUAUGUUUCAAAAAGUGGUUGAAGAAGCACUAGGGCAUAGGCCUACUGAAAUUACAGUGUAUUUCAAAAAUUUGUUCAAUGAGGAUAAUUAUGGCAUGAAAAUAAUGUAUGUAAUAAUUCAUAAUAAUAAUAAGAAUAAUUAACACUUAAACUUGAGAUGUUUCAAUGUAAAUUGUUAGUGUUUAUGUAUAAUUGAUUAUUUUGACAAAGAAAGAAUAAUAAUUACAUCUAGGGCAUAGGCUUACUGAAAUUACAGGAAUUUUUUUAUUGAUGAUAAUUAUGGCAUGAAAAUAAUGUAUGUAAUAAUGUAUAAAUUAUAAUUAACAAAUUGAUAUAACCAGACUCUUAUAACUUGAGAUGUAUCAAUAUGUAAAUUGUUGUUCAUGUAAAAUCGAUGAUUUUGGCAAAGAAAAAAUAAUGAUUAUGAUUACGUAGGCCGACUCAUUAAAUCAGUUUGUGAAAUGAGCCAGUUGUUUUUUUAAUAAAAAAACAAAACUGACGUUUGUUAGUUUGGAAUUUGUUCCAAAAAAUGAUGAAACAUAUCUCUAAAAUUACUGUAUGUAAUGUAUUUCAAGAAUUUGUUCAUUGAUGAUAAUUAUGGCAUGAAAAUAAUGUAUUAAUAAUAAUUAACAUACUCAGUCCUAAUGUAAAUAGACACUUAAAUUUGAUGUGUAAAUAUGUAAAAUUGUUGAUUAUGUAUUAAAAAUCAAUGAUUUUGGCAAAAAAAAGGAUAUAUGAUGCGUAUUAAGUAGGCCUAGUCGUUAAAUAAGUUUCUUUCUGGUAAAAUGAACAAUUAUUUUUACUACAAAAAAAACAAAAAUAAAACACUGACAUUUUGUUAUGGGUUUGUUCCAAAAAGUGGUAAUGAAACACAUCUAGGGCAUUUACUGAAAUUAGUGUAUUUCAAGAAUUUGCCCAAUGAUGAUAAUUAUGGCAUGAAAAUAAUGUAUGUAAUAAUGUGUUCAUAAUAAUAAUAAUUCAUACUGAUGAUGUAAUUAGACACUUUAGAGGUGUCAAUACUGUAUGAAAAUUGUUAAUGUAAAAUUGAUGAUUUUUUGCUAAGAAUGAAUAAUAAUUAUUAUGUGUAUUAAGUAGGCCUAGUCGUUACAUUUGUUUUCCUCUGGUUAAAUUAACUAAUUGUUUUUAUUUAAAAAAAAACAAAAAAGAAAAAAGAAAAAAAAAUUGCUGUUGUAUGUUUAGAGUUUGUUUCAAAAAAAAAAUGGUUGAUAAAACAUAUCUAGGGCAUAGGCUUACUGAAAUCACAGUGUAUUUCAAGGAAUUGUUCAAUGAUGAUAAUUAUGGCAUGAAAAUAAUGUAUAUAAUAAUUUAUUUAUAAUAAUAAUUCAUACUGAUGAUGUACUUAGACACUUAAACUUGAGGUGUCAAUAUGUACAUUAUUGUUUAUGCAGAAUUGAUGAUUAUGAUCAGUGUAUUAAGUAGGCCUAGUCGUUCAAUUUGUUUGUCUCUGGUUAAAUUA
Molecule: messenger RNA, 3575 nt
Organism: Anneissia japonica
Lineage: Eukaryota; Metazoa; Echinodermata; Crinoidea; Comatulida; Comatulidae
Exons: 10
Coding region: 1-1068 (355 amino acids)
Source: RefSeq, a predicted model, not a curated record